This is a messenger RNA of Aspergillus aculeatinus CBS 121060, 434 nucleotides long. RefSeq lists its product as uncharacterized. NCBI's taxonomy places the organism in Eukaryota, Fungi, Ascomycota, Eurotiomycetes, Eurotiales, Aspergillaceae. The coding region runs from base 28 to 306 and encodes 92 amino acids. The record is from RefSeq and is a predicted model, not a curated record. The transcript has a single exon.
GACUGGGUGACUUGGGCUCGGGAGGAAAUGGUCCGGUGUACAGGACGGGGUGGUCUUCGGCUCAGUCUGCUCCGGGGGAGAGUUCUCCGGUUGUCCGAGAUGGUUGGGUUUAGUUUAGUUUCACUCACGCCUCGAGGGGUGCGUUGUUCGGUGACCGGGUUGUGGAUUGGACUUGUGGGAGAUUGGAAUGGUGUUUGUUUGUUUGUUUGGUGGGCAGGCUACAGUGCACUUUAUGGACUGUAUGUGUUGAGUUCUACUUUCUACUUGUUGCGUUGGUUGGGGUUAGGGUUGACGGCGCAAGAAUGAGCCCGAUUUUCGGGGUAUCUGCAACGCUUUGGACAGUACUGUUCUGUACUCUGCCUAGCAUCUGUAGUGCUCCAUCAGUACUCACAAAAUAGCUAGAGAAUCUGUACGCAAGAGAUACACUCCUUCGU